AUGCCCAUAAGUCACUUAUGGCACAUUCUGGAAGAACCACUUGUCAAGUUUCCAAUAAAAAUCGACCAGGAAUCCAAGGAGUUCCUUUGGUCCAGAAUUCGUCAUUUCAAAAAUUUUGAUUUUUAUGUAUUGCCCAAAGACCCCCCUCCGUACAUGUAUUUUGACAGGUUUGAUAAUCUUGAAGAAAAUUCAUCGGACUUGUGCUAUUCUUCUUCGGUUCCCAAGACUGAGAAACGGCUGUAUCCCGUCGAUGACCCUAAUGUUUAUGGUUCGUGCUUGCACUACAAGACACGCACGUUUGUUACCAGCGUUAUUUUGAAGGAAGAUUUGACAUAUAAAGAUGCUCACUGUCGAUGGGGGGAUCGACUUGUUGUUGUUGCCUCACAGGCUCUUCGCACACUUUUUCUCACUGGCUCUGAAGCACUUAAUGCUUCCAUUAACGCAAAGCUGUAUCGUAUUUUAGAGCUCAUAGCAAAAUCAAGGUAUAAUGGCAUCCCUAUCUCUGGACAGGACGGCAUCUUGUCAUAUGGUGAAUCAUCAUCUACCGUGUUCUAUAUUCGCAAACUCUUCAGCGCCGAUGGUCUUAUCAAGUCUCAGACGUUUUCAAUGGGAAGACGGUCAUUUAUGAGAAUUCUCAAGUUUGGUGUGCAACAAGGCUGUCUUAAAUUGAUCCAUGUACCCUUUGGGACCGCGUGCGCACUGGUAAAUGGUUCUGAUGGUGACUGUGGAGAGGUGUCUGCCGAAAUGUUACGAAAGGAGGCCGCGGAAUUAAGCAGUCUUGAAAUUUCGCAAGCAGAAUCAUUACCAGAAUCCACUGGCCGAAGACACGUGCGUGAAGCAGCUGUUGUGUACCUACAACGCCCAUUUGACAUAAAUAAAUACAUGGUUGAAGCCCAUAUCAAUCGUGGCAGCCGUCCCGACUCGGUUUCUGAGUUGGUCGAUGGAAACAAUAUUGACAACUCUCCAACAUCGGACGAACCUAGUCCCGGUGAUGGGCAUGAUUUAAUGCGGAUGGAAAAUGGCGAUGCUUUUGCAUGUGCCCCUUAUUACAACCAACGUCAAUUCAGAAAGACGUUUAUCAUUAAAAGCCUUGAAGAAUCUAAGGUAUUUCCUUCGGUCGUCGAUUUGCGUUCCCGGAUUUGGGCUCAUGAAGAAUCUCAAGGCAUGAAGGGAAAGAUGGAUCGGAAAUCUCUCGCUCGCAUCAUCAAUGAACUGGUCAAUGAAAAAAGACUCAAAUUUAUCGACAUGGAAAUCGCCGGAAGGCGAUAUGAUGGUUCUACCCGACGUGUCGAACUUAAGCUCGUCUGCCAUCCCAGCAUCGACACAGAUUCCCCCGAACUGAUAGACUGCGUAAUGGCUGAGAAGAGGCGCUGCAUGAUAGUCCCGAAAUCGUAUGGUGCACUUCGCCCUGAAGACGCGCUUGGUACUGAUAACAGCCAAGUAGUGCCUGAGGAGCCCCCAACAGACAGCACAUCCCCCUACGUCCAAGCGCUUACCAAAAAGGAACUCGAGCUCAUUCGUCUACCUGAUAAAAACAUCUCCAAGUUACGUCGACGCUGUCUUCUGCACAAGUUCCUCUUCUAUCUGCUCUACGAAGGACCAAAGGAUGCGAAACCCAUCGCCACCUCGCAUGAAAAAUGGGCCCCAGUCUACAAUGAAACCUCGGUCACGUACCGUUACGUUCCACCUUCCGCCCGUAAUCACGCAGUUGCUGGAUGGAUUACGUUUCACGACAUGAUCCAGGCGAUGCCACUGGGCCUCUUCCUGGCCAUUUCAGCCCCUGGUACUGCUCCACGCCUGCUUCUCCAAUGGCUCUCAGUCCUCAAGGGUGGAGAGGCCUCCUUGCGGCCAGUCCUCAGAGAGAUGAUCACUCAGCAGUCCGCACAAGCCAGCGCUUUUUCACCAUAUCGUAAAGACGGAUCCUCCCCAACGCCUGAUGCACUUAGACGCUUCGAACUCCUUCGUACGCCCAUAGCGUCUUGCCCCUGCCCGGGUGGGCGUAGUGGUGGUCUCUACACCUGGCUCAUGAGCCGAUACAAUGUGACUAGAAUAUACUCCGUUGUUGAGCAACUUUCUGGCCACGGUCUUCUGACACUUAACGGUCAAUCGAUGCAAGAUCAUCUUCCAAUGGCCAACAUCUAUGUCCACAGACGCGCAGCCCUACUGGACACGCGUUUUGCCUCCCCAGCCCACCACAUACUUUCGGACGUUUCCGCGUGCCCUCCUCCCCUCACAUACCAUUUCAAAACAAUGCAAGAUGUAGACGGUUACUGGCUAAACCUUCGUGCUAUUCUCCUGUACACUCCAUAUGGCUUUACACGUUUCUCGGAUCCCAACAUCAACCAGUUCGUUCACACCAAGGCCCCCAUUCUUUCUGUUGGGCGUCUUCAGGACAUCAGUGCCUCGGAACAAUCGACGCCCACCCUUCCAACCCUUUGUCCCACCAGUCUCAAGUCGCCGUUGUCCGCAGUCCCUCUUACGGGUGAUGUAGACAUAGAUGGGGGCACGUCGGAUCCAGUUACGUUGAUCGGAGUGGGCGGUUUGCAUGCCUCAUUGUACCUCUUCAAGGCACCAUUUGAGGAGAUGGGUUAUGGGACCACGGAUCAGGGUCUGUGCACCCAAUACGUACCUCAAUAUCCGUCACCUAACCUGCAACUCCAGCCAGUUGUGAGAGCGAAAGAAUUACGGGAGAUUUUGGGAUCGUUUGAACCGGAUCUCCGGACGACAGGUGACGGAGCAUUUUGGCCAUGGACAGUGCAGCUAUUUUUCAACACCGAUCCAGUCAUCGAACUGCCACCUCCUCCCAAGCUUCCAGCUUGGCUUUUCUCAACUCGUUCUCGCCGUUUUCCUUUUUUAAUCGAAUCAAUGGACUCUCAAGGCGAGAGUGGCUCUUGUGCAACCGGUGCCUCCCGAUCUCGUCCUCUACACCGACGCAAACUGAGGGGAUCGCGACGGGGUAGUGCUGGUCCCUCUUCUGACACUACUGGCAGUUCCUCAGACGCUAAUGAAGAAGAAGAAAAUUCCUCCUUCGAAGAACUUCAGCCGAUUCUUAAAUCGCGAAAAAGGCGGCUGCAAAAGAGGACCUCAAUACCUCACAUUCAUCGACAUGCGUUGGACGAAAGAGAUGUGGAAAUUCGGAAUAGCCUACACUACCGACGCGCCAGCUGGUGCAAACUGGAAGAUCAAGUGCUGCUGACCUGUCGCGUAGCCUCACUCUUCCUGGUUGGCCACACACGAGAGUACGUGUGCAUUCCCUACGUCAUUGUUCGCGACAUUCUUCAUGAAUAUCUGCCCCUGGAAAGCAAGGAUAAAACUAGUCUCGCCUGCGCUCGACGUCUCAAGUUUCUUUUGAUGUUGCGAAACGAGGACCGAACACGAACUGAUGUUCUUCUUACCAAAGUGUCUAGCGAUCCUGAGCUCUUGGCUAAGUACAACAUCGGAAAGGCGGCUUGGGCGCACUUGUACAAUCGCGAUGCAAGACAGGCACAUCAGUUGUUCAAGGAUUUGGUCCGCCUCAUCAUUUGCAACUUUGUUCCUGAUUUGCACAAUAGAUGUGGUCACAUUAUCAAUAAAUCACUUGUGAUGAAUCCUUCCACUUUGAAUGAAAAGAAUGUUAAUCCCGGGCCACGUCUAUUCCCCAUUCGCGAGAUUCUAAUGAAUUCCAGAGGGACUCUACGCGAGCGCUAUGACUUUAUCCUCCUCGCAUCCAUGCAUCAUGAUCAAAGUCUGCCUGGCAUUGGAAACAGUCGUCCUGCAAUCGUGGCCGAAGCCCUGCGAAACCUUUUCUUGGGCUCUAUUCGUUUUUGCCCGGAACCUCAAAAUCCGCAGAAUUCGGUCCUUUUCAAUCGCAUUCUGAAGCAGUAUCCCUAUGAACAAAUGAGUGAAGCAGUCAAAUGCCUUUCCUCCACUGACUCUGUUCGCAAGCUCAAAAGUUUUGAAGAUAGCGAUCUCAGUGUUGCCGGGCAAUUUCGCGUCAAGGUAACCCUCAGGCUUGCUACUUGGUGCAACGCGCAGAUGUUCAUCUACAUUCGUUUCUUCGUCGAGACGCUAAAACUCCAAAAGCAGCUCGCCGAUGAAGCCAGAUGCCUCCGAGCUAAAGUGCGUCGUCAGAAGACCAAACAGGUGGAGGCGGCAACGCCAAAUGAGUGGCUUGUCGCCAAGCACCAAUUCUCCGAUCCCACCUCCGGCGGGCUAGUUGCGACCUUCUUUGAACUACUUUACAGCCAGCCGCAUGUGAAACUGAGGGUAAACUUCGACAUGAGCUGUAUCAGUAUCCUCAGUAAGCCUUGUAUGUCAUUGGAAGAUCGCAAGGCGGAGCUCAGAAGCACCAAGAAUGGGGAGGAUAAAUCGCCAGUUCCUGUGGCUCCUCGUCAGAGCGCACCGACAUCUUUGCACUUCGGGGAAUCAACCCACAUUGGCAUGACGGUCGCUCUUCUGGAGGGCAGAGAGCCGAGCAAAAGCGGAGCCGAAGUGGUCGCAAACAGCUCCACAAGCACAGCUGUUACCGAAUCUCUGAUGGCUCUGUUGCUCGAUGGUGUCAGUGACGGAGUGGAAAACGGUGCCAAGGGCAAAACCCCUCGGAUCGAUAUUCGACUGUCCUUAAACGGCGGAUCGAUUGAGGCUGUUGUUCCUGAAGCAGUGUCCCACGUCACCGUAGUAGAUGGGGAACCGGAGCACAAGAGGCUUUGUCGUCGAACUGUUGCGAAAUUUACAGCACCUCUUAAUUGGGAUUCUGCUGCUGCGAAGGCUCAAACAGGGGGAUCCCAGGAGACGACUACAGAGACCCCCGACAGCAAGUCGAGUCGUCUGCUUGACUUUGUCUUUGCUGCUGGUGAUCGUGGAAGACCGUUUGAUCAAAUUCGGGAUAGGUUUGGCGAUUCAAAAUUGACAAAUCACUUGAUACGCAAGCUCUUGGAGGACCAGAAGAUAUUUCUACUGGGACGGAAUGAACCGCGCUACGUUCACUGGGCUCACCUUCGUCUCUGGUUGAUUCACGUAAAGGACCCCAAAAACCAUCAGCGAAAUGAAAGUUCUUCUUGCAGCAACGCUGCGACCGCUAGCACUGACGAUGAAGUCGUUUUCAAGCGAAGACGUCUCUCUCUCGCCGUCAGUGCUGAAUCCUUCGAAAAGUUGACAAGGACGCAGUCAAUGGCCACAGACUCCGGAUCUUCAGCUUUCGAACGGCUUGCUGACGACGAAAAAUCGCAGAACAAGGAUUACUACUUUAUUCCCCAGCCGUGGAUCUGCGAAUCAGGUGUCAUCAAGACCAAUUUCUUCACACACCUCAUCCAGUCGGCAUGUUCCAUGAUCUCACGAUUGUCAGGAUCCCCAAUGGACGUAUUGGCAUGUCAAUAUCGUCAUAUCCUAUCCCCAGUUUCCUUCCGAAUCCUGUGUCAUUUUCUUCACGAUGUCAAAGUGGUUCAGAUUUCUCGAGUUGUGUACAAUACUAAAUGUUCACUUUUUUCCAAACCAGAUCCAGUAAUUUACCUAGCAAAGCUCUACCUUCCGCCAGUCGGUUUGUCGCCCACUAGUUCCACGGUAUCUUCUGUCGACUACCUUUGGCGCGCGGCCAUGGCACCACAGAUUAGCGACCAAUUCCUUCUUGCCCCGGCACGUGAACUCAGCCUCAGUCUGGAGCCACAGUUCGUCUCUCGCAUGAACACCCUGUUCGCGUGUCUAAGUGAGUCAUUUGGUCACACGCCGGAGGAGCCGAGCCCCUACGUCAAAUUUACGCGCUGCAGGGCGCCCCGCGACGCCAACGUUCUCUGCAAACAGGCGGAAGAAGGACAGGGAGAGGCCGACUUGGAGACGUAG
Mesocestoides corti is the source of this 5814-nucleotide messenger RNA. Lineage: Eukaryota; Metazoa; Platyhelminthes; Cestoda; Cyclophyllidea; Mesocestoididae. The record is from the annotation of a GenBank genome assembly.